This is a messenger RNA of Rubroshorea leprosula, 680 nucleotides long. Lineage: Eukaryota; Viridiplantae; Streptophyta; Magnoliopsida; Malvales; Dipterocarpaceae. The record is from the annotation of a GenBank genome assembly.
AAUUCGUAAUCCUCCGAAAAACACACAAACUCAUCUUCCAUGGAAACGGUGCUUUACCUCUGCCAUGGCAUCCCACCCACCAUGCCCCUGCCUCCUGCAACAGAAAACAAGCUUUGUUUCAACUCUAGACGUUCUUCUUCUCUUUCACUAUCUAGUGGUCGUAAGAAAACAUUGAGGGGAAGAGUCAUUGAAUGCAGCGGCGGAAGGAAACUGAAGAGAGGGGCUUCAUUUCAGAGUACAGCGACUAAACUAGGCGCCCUAAAAUCUUUAUUAGAUGUGAUGAACUGCUUGGAUUUGCAUCGAUCGGACACCCACAACACCCAGGAGCUUACUCAGCAGAAGGCAGUUGAGAUACUGAAAGAGGAAUACCAGAAUUGUGAGAAGGAAACCCUUCGCGAUCCCUUCGUAUAUGCUGAAAUUCUUAUCUGUUUGGGAAGAUUCAAAGAAGCCCUGGAACUUGAUUGUUUAAAGGAAAGCCACCCUUCUGAUCUCCGGCUCAAACUUUACAAGGCUAUAAUAUAUACCAUGUUGGCACGUAGUUUCUGGGAAGAAUUUUGGAACUCUCCAGAAAUACCUGAUGUUGGAGACGAUGUCCCAAUUGAAAGGGAAGAUUGAUAUGUUUUUAAUGUAAGAUAAUGGUGGUUUUUAGUCCAGACAACAUAUAAAAUUGUACUGUUAGA